This is a messenger RNA of Dermacentor andersoni, 681 nucleotides long. Lineage: Eukaryota; Metazoa; Arthropoda; Arachnida; Ixodida; Ixodidae. The record is from RefSeq and is a predicted model, not a curated record.
CCUCUAUAGUUCGCGCCUCUAUGACCGAAGUAAUCAAGCUUGCCAUCAAACACGUCAGCAGUUGAGCCACCGAUCAACGCCUCAAUUUUUUUUUGUGUGCUGUGCAGAAAACAGACCAGCCGACGAACGCUGCGAGCGGGCCGCCAAGCUUCGUCCGUGCUCCUCGCGCGACAUGACCUUCACGGUGCACUUCUCGGUGCGCCCAGGCAGAGUCGGCACCUGCGUGAAGCUAUCGGCUAACGUGUCCCGCUGCCUUCGUGGAGCAAACCGCUUCCGGACGCUCCGUGACUGUGAGGCUGCCUGCAAUCAUACUCGAUCGGUGGCGCCGCUCAAAACGUCCUCGAGCAACGCUGCGACUUCGACGGCGACGACGGCGCGUAGCCGUCGGCGGCGCCGGUGCGACGCCCCGGUGUGGUUUGGCCCGUGCUCUGCGGCCGAUCGGCGGCGGAAGUCGUCGGCCAACUUCGCCUUCGAGCACGGACGCUGUGUGGCGCUGCGGGGCAGCUGCGCUGACGCGGGCUUCUCCACGCUGAGACAAUGCCAGUCCGCGUGCCUGAAGAACAAUCCAUUGCAGAUCGAUGAACUCGUUAACUCUACGCUUGCGUCGUGACCACGUCACGACCUGCAACCUACCUCACAACGCCGAAUUGAAUCUAACAAAAUAAAGCGGAAAAAAAUCAA